CCUCAUGCGGCAUGUCGUGCCGGGAUCUCAAUAGCAAACAUUCUGAAACCGAGCAAAAGCAAACCAUGAUGAUGUGAGAUCUAGGCAUAAAAUAUCGUCCAGUUUCUCCAGAGUGAAAUAAUGAGAGGCCAUCGAAAUAAAAAUCAAUUGAAACUAUUGAACAAAACAAAUGAAGCGACAAUGCCGGAGGAACUUAAACCCAGUCUGUACACGAUCAAAAACCACAGCGUCGGCAAUGUUCUCUUCGAAGAUAUAGUGGUUGGCGAUGAGACUAUCAUAAUCAGCGACCACCCUAGAAACGAAGAGAUCCAGACAUGGUUCAUUCAGAAGAACGGUGACGGAUCGUAUUACAUGCAGAGUGGAUUUACUGCGAAAUUCCUUGCCGUAAAUGGAACACCACGAAACGGUGCAACCCUCAUCGGAAGCGAAACACCCCAGCGAUGGACUAUAGAGCAAGCAUCCGGAUCUGGUUUCUGGCUUAUCCGCGUCCCUGGCACACAGCUCAGUCUUCACCUACCGGGUGAUAAGCAGGGUACGAAAUGUCGGCUUGUGGAUGGUGGAAUUCAAUCGUGGAUAUUGGAAUAGCCAAUGUGAGAGGUUUUUCUCGGAGGCAUUGGUGACUUGAUAAAAGCAUUGAAGUAUGUUGAUAGAAAAAUGAACAUUCCUUUGAAGCGCGAC
Molecule: messenger RNA, 678 nt
Organism: Aspergillus glaucus CBS 516.65
Lineage: Eukaryota; Fungi; Ascomycota; Eurotiomycetes; Eurotiales; Aspergillaceae
Product: RICIN domain-containing protein
Exons: 4
Coding region: 121-585 (154 amino acids)
Source: RefSeq, a predicted model, not a curated record